AUGCCAACGAGCUUGGACAUGAUAAUGGCGGAGCUCAAGCAGCUCGCGCCGCGGCUUCGAUACUAUAAACCGACUGAUGAAAUGUGGCAACAGGUGGAGAAAAAGGCACUGGAGGCUCGUGAACAAGUGGAAUUAAUGUUAUGUUCGGCUGAAGGAGUAGCGGAGCUACGAGGUAGUGGUGUCUUGCAGGAAAUCAAGAGACUGGUGCCAGAAGUAACACGUGAAGAAAUUGCGGAACUAAAAGUAUCCGAUUUUGUCCUGGGAAUGAUUUUUGAAAAACCGUUUGCGGUAUUUGAGCAAGUAUAUCGCGGUUUUGGGGCAGAGUACGCCAAGGAAUUAUCCAGCGAGGCUCGAAAAAGCUCAAACUUGAUCAAGUCUUCAUAUGUCUACGGUGAAAUUCAAUUCUUUCCAUUUGCCGAUAUCAUCCGCUGGGUCGCUCCAUUCUUACCCGAGUUUGCUACUUUCUAUGAUCUGGGAUCUGGCAUUGGCAAGGCAGUAAUUGCGGCAAGUUUGGUACAUCCUUUUGAGCAGGCAAUUGGAAUUGAGUUGUUUGAGCCUCUAGUUCACUGUGCUGAGAAGCGUAAAGUUGCCUUGGAGAAGCUCAAGACCCCGCUUUUGCAGACGGACAUUGACUUCAUUACAGGCAGCUUGCUGACAUCCAAAUGGGAGGAUGGUGACGUCGUUUUUUGUCACGGCACGUGCUUCGACGACAAAGAAUGGACUCAGAUAUCUUUGGCAGCAGAGAAGCUCAAGCAGGGCGCGUUUUUCAUCUCGACAACGCAUGUAUUGCGCACAGGGCUGUUUGAAGUGAUCAAGAGCGUCAAAUUCACGAUGAGCUGGGGACUUGCUACUGUCUAUAUCCAUCGUCGACGAAAAAUUGGCCGUUGGGCCGCUCAAAUGCUACGAGGGGGUCGCUCUACGCGUACGGACCUUUUAGAACGGUCCUCAGCAUCACAGACACAACAGAAGGUUGAAGGCCAGACUACUCGUGCGAGCAAUGACGCCGACGUGACGCAAUGA
Peronospora farinosa is the source of this 1020-nucleotide messenger RNA. NCBI's taxonomy places the organism in Eukaryota, Oomycota, Peronosporomycetes, Peronosporales, Peronosporaceae. The record is from the annotation of a GenBank genome assembly.